Messenger RNA from Gopherus evgoodei (Goodes thornscrub tortoise), 2471 nucleotides. It is a transcript of the gene CGRRF1, whose product is annotated as cell growth regulator with ring finger domain 1. Gene Ontology annotation, biological process: negative regulation of cell growth. The transcript is spliced from 6 exons. The record is from RefSeq and is a predicted model, not a curated record. The coding region runs from base 516 to 1361 and encodes 281 amino acids. Lineage: Eukaryota; Metazoa; Chordata; Testudines; Testudinidae.
GCAUAAGCUUUCAUGAGCUAAAACCCAUGCAUCCAAUGAUUAACAUGGCUACCACUCUGAAACCUGUAUACAACUAUGUUUCAGAAUGUUUUUAAGAUUUAAAAAAAAGGAAAAGUUUUAUUUACCUAAAAAACUGCAAACUUAAUUUUUUGCACAGAUUUUUCACUGUAUAUAUUUUUUGCUAAUCAGCCCUGAUAAAUUCCUGGGAAACUUUAAACAAGAUAAAAACUGAAAAUGAAGGGCCUUGUGUAUUCAGUACAUCUAGUUAUCGAUGAACACAUUUUUUGCCUUUCGCUGAUGAAAAGACUCUAUACUAGAGACUUGUUUUUCCAUGUCUGCUUGUCCUGGUGAAUAUCUGAUUGCUAUUGACCAAUGCAAAAUGCUUUCAAAGAGCAAAGCUUUUUACCUUUGGAAUCAACCAGGUGGCAUAAAAGAGCAGGUUUGGUUGGGAUGUUCCUGUGAUCCUGCGAAAUUCAGAAGAAAUAGAAUCCAGCGUAAGAGUAUCCAAAAAGCAGAUGAGACAAGUGAAGAAUCCUUUUGGCUUAGAAAUUCCGCAUCCUGCUGCAGUUUCCAUAACAAGGGGCAUAACACUGACACCUGAUUGUCUGGAAAACUGUAUCCUUACAUGCUACUGGGGGUGCAGUGUUCAAAAACUACACGAAGCUUUGCGGAAACACGUCUAUUGCUUCAGAAUAAAGACUCCUCAGGCACUAGAAGAUGCUCUCUACAGCGAAUACGUGUAUCGACAGCAGUAUUUCAUUAAAAAAACUGACAAGGAAGAAAAAUACUGUCAGUUGCCAGAAGAUGCUCAAAUUGCAGGCUUUGGCCCAGUGCCUAGAUCUCGUUACCCACUGGUAGCUUUGUUGACUUUAGCUGACGAAGAUGACAGAGAAAUAUACGACAUUAUUUCAAUGGUAUCUGUAAUUCAUAUUCCCGAUGAGAGUUACAGACUUCCCUGCAGAAUAUUAUAUCAGUAUCUGCUUCUGGCCCAAGGUCAAUUUCAUGACCUUAAGCAACUCUUCAUGUCUGCAAGCAACAGUGUCCCGCCCUUGAGCAAUGCCUCUGGAGAGAGCAGCGCUGACAAAAGCUUGCUGGAAAAGGUUGGACUGGCCGAAGUUGAAUCAGACUUACAUGAUGAAAACAGUAAAGACUGUGUCGUCUGCCAAAAUGGAACAGUGAACUGGGUCCUCCUGCCCUGCAGGCAUACGUGUCUGUGUGAUGGGUGUGUGAAAUAUUUUCAACAGUGUCCAAUGUGUAGGCAGUUUGUUCAAGAAUCUUUUCCACUUUGCAGUAAAAAGGAGCAAGAUCAAGAUGAACCUGAACACAUUUUCCAGGAUGUUCCCCAUGGAGCAGACUUUUAGUGGAAAGCCAAGAAUUAUCAAGUUGUACCCUCAAAUGCGUGAUGUAGAACUUAAAGCAUUUUCUGUCCAUGGGAGGAUCUGCAGUGUAACUUUAUGGUUUUGCUGUUAGUUACUAGACCAAUUUAAGCAUCCUUUUCACGUCCGCACUGCAUACCGUUACUGGAACGCUGCAUAUGCACUGGUAAUAUGGACAGAAGACGUGUGUAGGAGAUGUGUGAAGAAUGAGUUUUUUGAUAACUGUCGACUGGAUGUUCAUGAAGUAUUAGAGAUUAUUUUGACAAGUAGAUUUAGGCGAGCUAAACUUUAGAAAGAAAAGAACAAAGGCUUACAUACACCUGAAACUGAAAAGUACUUUUCCUAUAUAUAUAUAUAGGUUUUAAAUGUGAAAUUAGAAAAAAUAUAUAAUUGUAAUCCUGUGUAAUUUAGAUAUUUAGCACUUUAAAGAAUGAAAAAUGAAGGAAACCAAAUAUUUAAGAAUCUGUUCUUAGUUUCAGUAUAAAUCCGUAUGUAUUUAUUUUGUAUGUGACGAACUUGGCCAUGGGAAGUGCUGGGCUGCUCAACUCCUGUUAAAGUUACUGGAAGUUAAGGAUAUUCAGGACAUUAAUGGGAAUGGACCUCCUGUAAUUGUGUUUUGUUUCUGCUGCUUUGGAAGAGAUUUUCUGCGUGCACGCGGCCUGAUCCAAAGCCCUCGAAGUGAUUGGAAAUAUUCCCAUUGAUGUUAGUGAGUUUUAUCUCAGGCUCCUACUGACUAUCAAGCAAGUAGAACAUCUAAGUGAGCUCACUGUGUAUGGACUGCCACACUGCACUUAUAGGGCUUUAACUCUUGCUAGUGUGACAGCUCUGGAUUCUGAAGGGCUAACUUUUGCAAGGAGAAGAGACUAAUUAUUUUGUAGAUGAUGUGAAUUUGGCAGCAUGUCCUGUUCCAUGACACGGACAGCCUAGUCUGUGAGUUUGCCAACUCCCCCAUAUCCUUCAUUACCUCCCUGUGGAUGAGAACAGGCUAACCAUGUUACCUUCCCUCAUAUCACUAGUAAGAAAAGGAGCUGAAAGACAGCAGAAAACACAAUUGUCAUCUAUCAAAAAAAUAAAAUAAAAUAAGUAAUAAAAAUG